This is a messenger RNA of Pyricularia oryzae 70-15, 1417 nucleotides long. RefSeq lists its product as uncharacterized. The record is from RefSeq and is a predicted model, not a curated record. Lineage: Eukaryota; Fungi; Ascomycota; Sordariomycetes; Magnaporthales; Pyriculariaceae. Gene Ontology annotation, cellular component: cytoplasm. The transcript has 3 exons. The coding region runs from base 134 to 1225 and encodes 363 amino acids.
CGAUGACAGAUUACUUGACCAGUUGCAUGCCAUCACAGGUAGCUGCAGACGGCAGGUGCAAUGUAUACAAGCUAUCUCAAGCAUUGUCGUAGUUGCGCAACCGCGUUUGUAAACAUUUGCAAAAUACUUAAAAAUGUUUGAAACCGCAUCCCGACACCCUCUGCUUCGCCCUAAUAUUUGGGGUCCAAGCAGCAGCAACAGAUUUUGGACUCGGAACACCCACAAUACCAGCCUGUCUAGAUUCGCAAAAAUGCAUUUUCCGACCCAAAUAGCUGGCAAGCCUGUUGGCCCGGUCGGAUACGGCAUGAUGGGUAUCACGUACUGGAAUCCCAUGCCGUUUGAGGACGCCGAAAAGCCGCUCAAGGCAGCCCUCGACAACGGCGCCAACCUCUGGAACGGGGGUACCCUGUACGGCCCGCCCGACCGCCACUCCCUACACCUCGUCAAGCACUACUUUGCCGCACACCCAAGCGACGCCUCCAAGGUGGUGCUCAGCGUCAAGGGUUGCUACGAUGCCAUGACCCAGACGGCCAACAAUCGCCCGGAGCAGAUUCGCGCCGAGGUCGACCGCUGCCUCUCCAUCCUGGACGGCUGCAAAACAAUUGACUUGUUCCAGUGCGCCCGCCAAAGCCCUGACACGCCCGUGGAGCAGCAGACGCGCACGCUGGCCGCCCUGAUCAAAGAGGGCAAGAUAGGCUCCUACGGCCUGUCCGAGUGCAGCCCCGAGACGAUCCGCCGCGCCCACGCCGUGCACCCCGUCGGCGCCGUCGAGAUUGAGCUCAGCGUCUUUUCUCGCCACGUGCUCGCCCCAGGAGGCGUGCGCGACACGUGCCGCGAGCUGGGCAUCCCCGUCGUCGCCUACAGCCCGCUCGACCGGGGCUGGCUGACGGGCCAGAUCAGGAAGCCCGAGGACGUGCCGGCGCACGUGCGCGUCUUUCCGCGCUUCCAGAGCCCCGCGUUUGAGCAAAACGUCAAGCUGGCAGAGGCCGUCGCGGCCGUGGCGGAGCGCAGGGGCGACACGAGCGCCCAGGUCGCGCUGGCUUGGGUCAGGGCCCAGGGCGCGCUGCCCAUCCCCGGCGCCACCAGCGUCGAAAAGAUCCUGGACAAUACAAAGUUCAUCACGCUUACCCAGCCUGAGCUGGAGGAGCUGCAAGUCGCCAUCGACAAGACGGAGAUUGUGGGAGAGCGCUUCCCAGAGGUGUACUGGUCUGGCUUGAACUUGUAAUCUUCUCACGUCACCAGGAGAGCCUUUUGGGGCUCUGUUUGUAAACUAUUGCCUUUUUGGGUAUCUGUGGUCUGCGCCGAACUGCAGGAUUCCGAUGGUGCGCACACAGGAGGAAUUGCGGGCGGCAUACGGCUCGAUACGAGUGAGGCCACACGAAUGUGCCAGAAAGAUAAACUAUUAUUUGUUAGUAUA